AUGACCUGGAGGUCAAUAGAACCUGGUGUUGCUGCAGGGGUUAGCGUAGAAACAUGCCAUCUCAAUGUUUACUUCAGCGGGGUUAUGCCUGGAAUUGGUCCAGUCUCGUCCCGUCAACUCGAUGCCGCUUGCUUGCUGGACACGCGAUCGGCAGCGCGACACGACAGACGGGACGACAAGGGACGAUGGUCACUUUGUCACUCCCCGGCUCAACAGGCUGGCUGCCUGCGCACAUCAACAAGGUUCUCACUCAUUGACUGUUUUGGUCAAUUGAAACAUCAACAACAAUCUCUUUACUUAUUAACCUCCAAUGCUGCCAGUAUCGCCCACAACAAGCACCAGGCAAAAUGGCUGAGGAAAGGGACACUUCUGCGGACCUCUUCGCAAUUCCCAAUUUCUGGCGGUCAUCGAGGCUCUUCUUUCCAAUUCCUUCCAUUCGGAGACCAAGACAAGCCUCUGAAUUCUCUCAAACGCCCGCUUCAAGACGAAGGCCAGACCAGCUUCUUCAGACUACCUCCCGUUUUGCGAGACGCUGCUCUCAGCAAUGAACCACAACUCUCCGACGAUAUCUUCUCCGACGGUAUUGCCAGCGCUGAACAGGGCAAGAAAGGCGAAUCCCCAGCUGAUCUAGAUGACGACGAGGAGGACUACUGGCUCACAUUGGAAGACGUCGAACCCAAGACACCCGAGUACAAAUCCUGGGAGGCAUUCAAUCCGACAGCCCACCAUGGUCCAUCUGAUGUUGUCUUCAUCAGCGAGGCUGGGCCUGUUGCUUUCGACGCCCUCAUAACCGAUAUCCCGGACGAUGGCACAGACCCUGUUCCCGAUAUCCUCGACAAUGCCUUGUACUACGCCUGUCUGUUAGGGCUGGCACAGGGGAGAAGCUCUGUCCUCUUCUCAUGGGAUUCGGAAAAGGGCUCAUUUGUGAAGACGGCACCUCACCUUAGGAUCUCGGGUGUCUCUGUUCAGUCGAUACAAGGCAUGGAUCAGUUUUGCCUUGAUUGUGGAAACGCCGUCAAGGCCCUUUUGUCAUUUUCUGAGUCGGCUUAUUUCGAAUCACCCACGCCAACAAGCGUCGCCCUAGCAAAAGUGGUAGAUCAACUGGUCUUGGCUGUCCAGACCGAGGUUGCUGCCCGCAGCAAGGCUGUCCGGUCCAUACUUCAGCUACAAUCCGUUGUCAAGCCGGCGCACGCCAUUCUGACGUAUUUCCACGCGCUCAGUAAGAAGCUGGCUGAAGAAAAAUCGGAAGAAGGAAUGCUCUCAUGCCUCUUCCGGGAAGCUCAGGCCGCCGAGUACCAAGGUGGCCUACUACCCGACGUCAUCUGCGAAGUGCUACGCCUUGCCUCAAAGCCAUGGAUCGAGUUCGUCGAGGAGUGGAUUGGUCUAAAGAACGAAGAAGGCGCCCCAAUCUCCAAGACGGGUUCAGGGAAGUCCUUUGUCAAAGUGGCCGACAAGAUGUGGAUAGACGAUCAUGGCUUCGAGCUCGAGGAACCCGAGUUCUUCCUAGACGAGGACAGGAUGCCUUCAUUUGUGCCUCAAGACAUGGCCCGCUCCAUCUUCGACACUGGACGAAAUCUGCGCUUCCUCAAAGAGCACCAUCCAGACCACUUCCUCUCAAAACGGAAUGUCGUUGCGCUUACCCAACCACCCAAACUCGAGUGGCAAUUCUCCUGGGAUGCCAUCACAAUGCUGGAAACGAGAGUCAACGAGUACAAAGCUGCCGUGACUCGCUUGGUGCAAAACGCAGCAUCAGGAGAUCAGUUCCCGACACGUUCAUCUACUACACAUGAACCCAACGAGUACAGGCUCACCUACUUCGGAAGGAGUGAGGAAGAAGUCGCCGCUGCUGUACUCGCCUCAAUCAACCAGCUAGCUCAACCUCUCCACAACAGCGAGUCCGACGAUGAGCUCACCACCAUGCUUCACAACCGCUUGUAUUCAAUCGCGGACCACAACAAAGAGGAGGGCUUCAACCCACACUGGUCACUUGUCCCCUUGCUCUCUUUCGGUUCACUCGUCGACACCCAGUCCAAGCUUGUCAACGACGAAUGCAUGAAACUUCUCCUUGGCCCUCACAAGCUUCGAGUGCAUACCAAUCUCAUGAGACAGUACUUCCUCCUAGGCAACGGCAUGCUCUGCAGUCGGCUUUCUCACGCCCUCUUCGAUCCCGACCUCGAGUCCGCCGAGCGCAAAGCUGGUGUUGCGUUCAGCGGCGGUGUCAUGGGUCUUCGACUAGGCGGCCGAGACACCUGGCCACCAGCCAGCUCCGAACUCCGUCUGGCACUCAUGGGCGUUCUCUCCGAUUGCUACGAGCCGCCCGCCAGUGAGAAAGGCGGUGACGGACAAGAGGAAGCGGCAGGAAUGGGUAAAUCAAUGCUUUCCCGCACCUACAGCUCUGAUCUACCCGGUAAUCUAAGCUUCGCCGUGCGCGAUCUUACCCCGGAGGAGAUCAACAAGUGCAUGGACCCUGACGGGCUGGAAGCCCUGGACUUUCUACGACUGUCGUACAAGGCUCCGUCCGGACUGCAAAAUAUCAUGACCCCCGUUAUUCUUCUCAAGUACGACCGCAUCAACAAGCAUCUACUUCGUAUUCUACGUAUGUUGUACGUAGUCAACCACCUCUCUCGCGACGUCCAGCUGCUUGCUCGCCGCACCCGCCUCAGCAACGCCGCCAUCCGCUUCUGCGCGGAGGCGAACCACUUCGUUUCCAAGAUGGCGAACCACUUCUUUGACUUGGGCAUCACUACCAUCUGGAACCAAUUCGAGGAGUGGCUGGACUCGAUAGAAGCAGAGUUCCUUGGCACGGGAUCCGGGACCCAAGACGACGACAGCACCAGCGUCGGACACUCUGAAGAUGGCACCUCUCGCUCCUCAUCAUCCAAGAACAACAAGAACAACAGAAAAUCCUGCUCCCCCGACCUAGUCCGCGACAAACAAUCCCACUGCCUCGACGAAAUCAUGUCCGCUCUCUUCUUACGAAAGCGACAGACACCCGUUCUUCAGCUUCUGGAAGAAAUCUUUACUGUUAUCUUGCGCUUCGCCAGACUCAUGAGAUCCCUCAACAACAACAACAACAACAACAACAAGAAACCACCACCCUUCAAUAGGAAAGGAAAAAGCAAAGACGAAGGGUACGCCAACAACAACGACACACCAGAAAGUUUGUACGCCAUGUUCAGAAAAAAAAUCGAGGUUUUCUUGACGGUGUAUAAAGGGUUGGGAGAGAAGGCGGCUGCUAGUAAGAAUAAGGGAGGAUAUGGAUAUGGAUAUGGACAAGAGAAUGGGAUGGGGAAGGUGGGGGAGAGUCUGGCGGAGAUGAUUCCUUUGGCGUUGGAUAUGAUGGGGUACUAUGAGGGGGGAGGGAGGACGAGGUAUCAGGGGUAGGUGAGGCGAGGGUUGGUGUAGGUGUGAGAUUAUGGUGAUAACAGGUGAGGAAUUGUUGGGACUAUAGGGUCGGAGGGUUAUAAAAGGUAAUGGGUGUAGGAUGGGACAAGGUGUUGAGGUGUUUGUUGAAUUGUGUCGAGGUAUAUGGGGAAUUAUGAAUACUAUUGCUGAAAGGCAUAGCGGCAUGGUAUGGCAUGGAUGGCAUAGUUAUAUGUUUUAUACAUCCAGGAUAGCAGCAGGACUGAUACCCAUUUGUUUAACG
Neurospora tetrasperma FGSC 2508 is the source of this 3646-nucleotide messenger RNA. RefSeq lists its product as uncharacterized. NCBI's taxonomy places the organism in Eukaryota, Fungi, Ascomycota, Sordariomycetes, Sordariales, Sordariaceae. The record is from RefSeq and is a predicted model, not a curated record. Gene Ontology annotation, biological process: mitotic cell cycle; spindle assembly; cytoplasmic microtubule organization. Bases 1 to 3384 code for a protein of 1127 amino acids. The transcript is spliced from 3 exons. Gene Ontology annotation, cellular component: gamma-tubulin complex; equatorial microtubule organizing center; spindle pole. Gene Ontology annotation, molecular function: gamma-tubulin binding; microtubule minus-end binding.